Andrographis paniculata is the source of this 2147-nucleotide messenger RNA. RefSeq names its product heterogeneous nuclear ribonucleoprotein Q. Gene Ontology annotation, cellular component: nucleus. NCBI's taxonomy places the organism in Eukaryota, Viridiplantae, Streptophyta, Magnoliopsida, Lamiales, Acanthaceae. The transcript is spliced from 9 exons. Gene Ontology annotation, molecular function: mRNA binding. Bases 460 to 1890 code for a protein of 476 amino acids. The record is from RefSeq and is a predicted model, not a curated record.
AAAAGUCUUACUACUGAAAAUCUCCUCCUUCCCUCUACUUCUGUUAACUACAUCAAUCAAUCAAUCAAUCACACGCACACAAUUCAUACAUAUACAUACAUACAUACAUAUAUACAUACACAACUCACUCGCAGUCUCGCCUCUAUUUUUUCUGAUUUUGCCCGUGAAUCAGUUUUGAAAUAGAGCCCCAAAGGCCCUUCCUUGUUAGCUCCAUGAUGCGAUUGAUUGGUUUUUUUGUUUUUCCUCUUGUUUCGGGUUUGGGGGGUUGGGGGCUUGCGCGCCUUUGCUAUCAACUCCACUACGAUUUCCGGAUCGAGGGCCUUUAUUUGGAUUCCUUUUCAAGGUUUUUAGGGGGUGGGGUCUGUCUGAUUUAAGGAUUAAUACUUCAAGAUUCUGUUGUUGGAAGCAAGGCUGAAACGGUGAUUUCUUGUAUCACAAGACUGGAAACAUAAGACAAUCAUGGCAGAGAACAAUGAAAUUGAGGACCAUGUGGAGCUGGAUGAUGACAAUUAUAUUGAAGACGAGGAUGAUGUUGAAGAACCCAUGGAAGAUGAAGGAUCUGGAGAAGGGGUUGAAGGAAAUGUUGAAGAGCGCUAUGAUGAUGUAAGAAGCGAAGAUAGUGGAAAAGAUCAAUCUCCAGGGACUGAGAUAAAUGAUAACCGCAUUGGGGACAUCGAGGAUGAAGAAAACCCUUCGCCUAUUGAUGAAGUUGAGAGAAAAAAACGUGAUGAGCUUCUUGGCCUUCCUCCACAUGGUUCGGAAGUUUUCAUAGGUGGACUACCUCGGGAUGUUUCAGAGGAAGAUUUAAGGGAACUCUGCGAACCAUUUGGUGAAGUUUUUGAGGUGCGGAUAAUGAAAAACAGGGAUACUGGUGAAGGUAAGGGCUUUGCUUUUGUAGCCUUCCAAGAAAAAGAUAUGGCUCAAAAGGCAAUUGAAGAGUUGCAUAACAAAGAAUUUAAGGGAAGGACACUGCGGUGCUCACUAUCAGAGUCGAAAUACAGAUUGUUCAUUGGAAAUGUACCUAAGAGUUGGACUGAUGAUGAGUUCAAUAAAAUCAUUGAAGCUACUGGUCCUGGUGCUGAACUAAUUGAACUGAUCAAGGAUCCACAGAACCCAUCCCGUAAUCGUGGUUUUGCAUUUGUGGAAUAUUACAACCAUGCAUGUGCAGAUUAUUCUAGGCAACAAAUGUCCUCAGCAAGCUUCAAGCUUGAUGGCAACUCUCCAACUGUAACAUGGGCUGAUCCCAAGAUAACAUCUGAUCAUUCUGCUGCUGCUUCUCAGGUCAAGGCACUUUAUGUCAAGAAUAUACCUGAAAAUACAUCUACCGAACAAUUAAAGGAACUCUUUCAGCGUCACGGGGAAGUGACAAAGGUUGUUAUGCCUCCAGCUAAAAGUGGUGGGAAAAGAGAUUUUGGGUUUGUUCACUACGCAGAACGGUCAAGUGCAUUAAAAGCUGUCAAAGAGUCAGAGAAAUAUGAGUUAAAUGGUCAGGCGAUAGAAGUUGUGCUGGCAAAACCUCAGACAGAGAAGAAAUUUGAUGCAGCAAAUUCUCAUGCCGCGUCACCAAUUCCAAAUUAUAUUCCUCAUCCAGGUUAUGCUGGCAUACCCAUGAAUCCUUAUCCACCAAUAGCUGCUGGUUAUAGCGCCGCUGCGGGGUUUCAGCAGCAGCCUAUGAUUUACGGAAGGGGACCAAUGCCAGCAGGAAUGCAGAUGGUGCCAAUGGUUCUACCAGAUGGUCGAAUUGGCUAUGUGCUCCAGCAGCCUGGUGUACAGAUGCCAUCACCUGUAAGACCAAGGAGGAAUAAUGUUGCCGGUGGACCACAAGCCCGCGGAGGGACAAGCAGUAGUAAUGAUGAUACUAACCGUAACAGACGAUACCGCCCUUACUAGUAGUGGUAGGAAAGUGAGUUUCUUCUAUAUGUGGAUAGCAGCUGUAGCGGAUCAGCAUAACCUGAGAGAUAUUUGAUGUUUAAUCAAUCAGUACAACACAACAUUGGGCAUAAAGAGAGUGCAAAUGGUAUAUUCGAGCAUUAGAGUCCGCAGCAGUUGCUGAAUUUUCACUUUACUUUUAACAUUUGUUUGGUGGUUUUGUUUCUUGGGGAUAGAAGUGCAAAGAUUAAAAUGGGAAUGCCAGCUUGCUUUUAUUA